This is a messenger RNA of Physeter macrocephalus (sperm whale), 2036 nucleotides long. Its product is annotated as coiled-coil domain-containing protein 88B-like. Gene Ontology annotation, cellular component: centrosome; cytoplasm. Gene Ontology annotation, molecular function: microtubule binding; dynein light intermediate chain binding. NCBI's taxonomy places the organism in Eukaryota, Metazoa, Chordata, Mammalia, Artiodactyla, Physeteridae. The coding region runs from base 1 to 1941 and encodes 646 amino acids. Gene Ontology annotation, biological process: cytoplasmic microtubule organization; cytoskeleton-dependent intracellular transport. The transcript is spliced from 15 exons. The record is from RefSeq and is a predicted model, not a curated record.
AUGAACGUAGAGAGCUUGGGGCAGUACCUGGCACUCAGUAUGGGCUUCAUCCGUAGAGAGGGAGUGCCAGCAGGCCUGGCCUUCACCGGGUUCCUGCCCUCUGUGGCCACCCUCCUGUGGCUGAGGGAGCUAGAGAAGGCCACGGUGCGGGGCCAGGAGCUGGGGGCCCGGCUGGAGCAUCUGCAGAGUGAGCUGGAACGGGCGGCUCUGGAGCACCAAGAAUUUCUGCGGGAACAGGAGUUCCAGCACCAAAGGUACCAGGGCCUGGAGCAGCGGCUGGAAGCUGAGCUGCAGGUGGCGGCCACCAGCAAGGAGGAGGCGCUGCUGGCACUCAAAAAGAGGGCCCUGCAGCUGGAGGAGGAGCUGUUCCAGCUGCGCCAGGCUGCUGGGGGACAGGGGCCUGAGGAGCAGGCUGAGCCGAGGGUCACGGAGGCCCAGAGCGCGCGGCUCAUUGAGGUGGAGCGCAGUAAUGCAACGCUGGCCGCCGAGAAGGCGGCUCUGCAGGGGCAGCUGCAGCACCUGGAGGGGCAGCUGGGAAGCCUGCAGGGGCGCGCCCAGGAGCUGCUGCUGCAGAGUCAGCGGGCACAGGAGCACAGCAGCUCCCUGCAGGCUGAGAAGUCUGUACUGGAGCUGCAGGGCCAGGAGCUGCACAGGAAGCUGGGGGUGCUGGAGGAAGAGGUGCAGGCGGCGCGGCGCUCCCAGGAGGAGACUCGUGGGCAGCAGCAGGCCCUGCUUCGGGAUCACGAGGCCCUGGCACAGCUGCAGCGGCGGCAGGAGGCUGAGCUAGAGGGACUGCUGGCCCGGCACCGCGACCUCAAGGCCAACAUGCGGGCACUGGAGCUGGCCCACCGGGAGCUGCAGGGCCGGCACGAGCAGCUGCAGGCCCAGAGGGCCCAUGUGGAGGCGCAGGAGGCGGCCCUGCUGGCGGAGCGCGAACGCCUGAUGCAGGACGGGCAUCGGCAGCGGGGCCUGGAGGAGGAGCUCCGGAGGCUGCAGAGUGAGCAUGACAGAGCUCAGAUGCUGCUGGCGGAGGUGUCCCAGGAGCGCGGUGAGCUGCAGGGGGAACGCGGGGAGCUGCGGGGCCGGCUGGCGAGGCUGGAGCUGGAGCGGGCACAGCUGGAGGCGCAGAGCCUGCGACUGCGAGAGUCCAACCAGCAACUGGACCUGAGCGCCUGCCGGCUGGCCACACAGUGUGAGCUGUUGACGGAGCUCCGGAGCGCCCAGGAAGAGGAGAACCGGCAGCUGCUGGCCGAGGUGCAGGCUCUGAGCCGGGAGAACCGGGAGCUCCUGGAGCGCAGCCUGGAGAGCCGGGACCACCUGCACCGCGAGCAGCGCGAGUACCUGGACCAGCUCAAUGCCCUGCGCCGGGAGAAGCAGAAACUGGUGGAGAAGAUCAUGGACCAGUACCGUGUGCUGGAGCCUGGGCCCCUGCCCCGGACCAAGAAGGGCAGCUGGCUGGCAGACAAGGUGAAGAGGCUGAUGCGGCCCCGGCGGGAGGGGGGCCCCCAUGGGGGGCCGCGCCUGGGGGCCGAUGGGGUUGGCAGCACCGAGAGCCUGGGGGGCCCCCCAGAGACGGAGCUCUCCGAGGGCAGGGAGGCAGAUGGGACAGGGUCCCCCUCACCGGCACCCAUGCGCCGGGCCCAGAGCUCCUUGUGCCUGCGGGAUGAGACCCUGGCGGGUGGGCAGCGGCGGAAACUCAGCUCAAGGUUUCCUGUGGGGCGAAGCUCUGAGUCAUUCAGCCCCGGGGACACCCCACGGCAGAGGUUCCGACAGCGGCGCCCAGGCCCGCUGGGGGCACCCAGCUCCCAUGGCAAAGGACCUGGCGUGGGAUGGGACGGCUCUGUCGAGACCCUGGCGGAGCGCGAAGCAGACGCCAACAGAGAGGGCGUCGAGGUGCAGGAAUCGGAGAAACGGGCUCUCGCCCCUUCCCUCAGCCAGUGACACUGCGUGGAUGGGGAGCUUGGGAGUGGAGUCUUCUCGACCCUGGAGUCUCACCGGGGGCCCCAGGCAGCCCAAGAAUUUGGGGAGGCAGGGCA